AUGGAACUUGUGGCUGAGUUACCCGACCGUCUAUUGACAGGGUUAGCACUAGAUCCACACGAUAAUGUGUUUGCCAUCUGCGCGUGCAGUGGUGAGCUCUUUCGCUUUCAUAAGGAGAGUAACAGUAUGCUUCCAAUCAUGUCUACAGAGGCUUCACCACACGAUAUCGCUAUUGACCCGCAGACCGAUGAUGUAUACAUCACUGAUCGCACUGAGAAUGCUAUUCUCAAGUUAGAACCAUCCGAAACCAACGGGGAGGAUGAAACGAAGGAAGAGAAACAGGAAGAAGAAGAAAGUGGUGCCGGGUAUACUAUUGUACGCUAUCUAAACAGUUUUGAGGGAAAACCAUUUAUUGGCCCCACAGCAUUGGCGUUUGCACCUGAUGGUGAGUUGUUC
This is a messenger RNA of Trypanosoma theileri, 396 nucleotides long. RefSeq lists its product as uncharacterized. The annotation marks the transcript as partial. NCBI's taxonomy places the organism in Eukaryota, Euglenozoa, Kinetoplastea, Trypanosomatida, Trypanosomatidae. The record is from RefSeq and is a predicted model, not a curated record. The transcript has a single exon.